This is a messenger RNA of Ostrea edulis (European flat oyster), 9647 nucleotides long. Its product is annotated as 2-oxoadipate dehydrogenase complex component E1-like. Gene Ontology annotation, molecular function: oxoglutarate dehydrogenase (succinyl-transferring) activity; thiamine pyrophosphate binding. The coding region runs from base 58 to 2805 and encodes 915 amino acids. Gene Ontology annotation, biological process: tricarboxylic acid cycle. Lineage: Eukaryota; Metazoa; Mollusca; Bivalvia; Ostreida; Ostreidae. The transcript is spliced from 23 exons. The record is from RefSeq and is a predicted model, not a curated record.
GGUUCCCAAGUCGAGUCAGAACCAGGCUAAAUUUGUUGACAUUCACCAGCUUCAGCGAUGUUGUCUAGAUUUAAACAGCUGCAAUUUCGGCAUCUGCAGCGCUAUGUAGAUCCAGUGAAGGUUUUAAACAGUUACCACACUAAAUCUGGAGUAUAUGGACACUACCCCAAAAAUAAAUCUGAAUUUAAAAUUGAUGAUGCUGCAAUCCAGAACAGGAUACAUCAAAGUAAUGUGUAUAGAUUGGUGGAGGGAUACAGGACCUUUGGACACAGAAAAGCCUCCUUAGACCCCUUGCAGCUGGCAGAGAUUGAACCUGUUCCAGAACUUGAGGCUGGCAUGUAUGGGAUAUCAACUGAUAGUAAUCACAUAAUCCAGACAAAUGGAAUAUUUAAUGGACCAGACAUGACAAUUGAAGAACUAAUACAAAAUUUGGAGUCCAUUUACUGUGGUCCUGCUGCCAUUGAAUUCAAGCAUUUAGAAAAUACAGAGGAGAUAGAAUGGCUAGCUGAAGCUUUUGAGAGACGAGGGGAGGUAGAAAUACCCGCCAAGACAAAAGUGGAAUUGGCAGAUUUGAUGUUACGCUGUCAGGCAUUUGAUCACUUCCUGGCCAACAAGUUUGUGAAUGUAAAGCGUUAUGGAGGUGAAGGUGGGGAGAGUAUGAUGGCUGUCUUUGAGGAGAUCUUCAACAAAUGUUCACAAAGUGACCUGACAGAUGUUGUUAUAUGUAUGCCACAUAGGGGGCGUUUGAACUUUCUCACCUGUAUGUUAAAGUUUCCACCAGUCAUCAUGUUCAAGAAGAUGAAAGGUCUGUCUGAAAUUCCUCCAAAUGUUGCUGGAAGUGGCGAUGUUUUAUCACACCUGUACACGUCCGUCGAUUUGAACUACAACAAUGACAGUGUUCAUGUUAGUCUGAUCCCAAAUCCCUCCCACCUAGAGGCUAAUAAUCCAGUGGCUGUUGGGAAGGCCCGUGCGAAACAGCAGACAUUACGAUGUGGUGAAUACAGCCCAGAGACAACUGCCAAAAGGGUCCUGAGUGUGCAAGUGCAUGGUGAUGCAUCUUUUUCUGCACAGGGUGUAGUUGCAGAAACAUUCUGUAUUGCUGAAUGUCCACAUUACAAUGUUGGAGGCAGUGUACAUCUAAUUGUUAAUAACCAGAUUGGCUUCACAACAGAAGCUUGCAGGGGCAGAUCCUCCAGAUAUAGUAGCUGCCUGGCCAAAAUAAAUGCCUAUCCUGUUCUUCAUGUGAAUGCAGACUACCCUGAGGAAGUUUUACGAGUGACUUCUAUAGCCAUGGACUACCAGAGGAAAUUCAACAAAGAUAUCAUCAUAGAUUUCAUUUGCUUUCGUAAGCAUGGGCACAAUGAGCUAGACGAACCCUCAUUUACGCAGCCGGUGAUGUAUAAAGCAGUGAAGGCCAGAGAGAGUAUCCCAAAUCAGUAUGCCAACCUCAUUGUGUCAGAGGGACUAUGUGAACGGGAAACAUUGGAUAACUCAGUCAGAGCUUGGAAUGCAUCACUGACAGAGCAUAUGUCUCAAGUGGAUUCCUUCACACCUCAGAGAUUUGACCUUCAGAAGCAGUGGAAGGAGAUGGAACAGCCAGGAGAUGUGGUCACGCACUGGGACACAGGGGUGACUGUAGACCUACUUAAGUUUAUCGGCCAGAAGUCGGUCACCUGUUCUGAUCUGAAAGUUCAUCCCAAUGUGCAGAAGGCUCAUGUUGACCGCCGUAUAGAGAGAAUGAAGGAUGGCAAAGGAUUAGACUGGGCUACAGCAGAGUCUCUGGCAUUUGGCUCACUACUGUAUCAAGGUUACAAUGUCCGUGUCAGUGGACAGGAUGUGGGGAGGGGGACAUUCAGUCACAGACAUGGCCUUUUGGUGGACCAGGAAACAGACGAGAUUUACAUCCCUUUAAAUCACAUCAAAGAGGAUCAGACAGGUUUCCUGGAGCUGGCAAACAGUGCCUUGUCUGAAGAGGCUGUGCUAGGUUUUGAGUAUGGAAUGAGCAUUGAACAUCCUAAUAAUCUCAUUAUCUGGGAGGCUCAGUUUGGAGAUUUCUUCAAUGGAGCCCAAAUCAUCAUUGACACAUAUAUUUCUAGUGGUGAAUUGAAAUGGCUGCUUCAGUCUGGUUUAGUCAUGCUGCUACCACAUGGAAUGGAUGGCGCAGGGCCAGAGCAUUCAUCUUGCAGGAUAGAAAGGUUUUUACAGAUGUGUGAUAGCAGUGAGGUAAAGGUGGAUGGUGAUAACAUUAAUAUGCAGGUGGUUAACCCCAGCACCCCUGCCCAGUACUUUCACCUCCUCAGAAGACAGAUGAUCCGUAACUUCCGUAAGCCCCUAAUAGUAGUUGCUCCAAAGAUUCUGCUUCGUCUGCCAGAGGCCACCUCUACCCUUGCUGAGAUGGCCCCUGGUUCCACCUUCCAGCCAGUUCUUGGUGACCCUGUUGUUUCUCCCAAGAAUGUGACCAAAGUUGUCUUCUGCUCAGGCAAACACUACUACACUCUAGCGAAAGAGAGGGAAAAUCUCAAACUUCAAAGUGUUGCUCUUGUUCGUUUAGAGUGCUUGUGUCCUUUCCCAGCUGCAGAGAUACAAACAGAGCUGAAUAAAUUUUCAAAUGCUACAGAUUUUGUGUGGAGUCAGGAAGAGCACAGAAACAUGGGUGCCUGGAGUUUUGUGUCUCCAAGGUUUGAAAACAUAUUGGGAAGAAAGCUGAGGUAUGUUGGUCGUGAUCAGCUUGGAACCCCAGCCAUAGGAAUCGGCCAGAUCCACCAAGCAGAGGCCAAAUCAUUACUUCAACAGACAUUCAGCUGAUUGCCAGAUGGCACUAGAUGUGUUUCAAGAAAUACAUAUUCAUAAAAGGAUUUAAUUGACUGUACUAUGAACAUCUAUGUAAGCAGAGAUUCCAUAAUCUAUAUUUGCUUGAGGUUUGCAUUCAGAAUGUAAUUGUGUGUGAGACUUAUGUUUGCAAUGCCUGAAAAAAGAUAGUUCAUUACUUUUUUAAUGCAAUGAUUGCUGUAAUUUGGUUGAAGAUAUUUUAUGGACAAACAGGAAGCACUAUGGCCAAUUCUCCGGACAGCUUUGUACUGUAUGAUCUAGUCAGGUCUUAAAGGAGUCAUAAAUCAAAAUGUUUUGUUUUUGAACAUAUGGGCAUUAAGUGAUUUUAAAGUUGAAGUCAAUGGUUAAAUUCAAAAUUUUUAAUGUAUCAUUACUUGAUGCAUCUAUUGAUAAGGGGGGGGGGGGUAUUAUUAGUUUCGUUUUGAUGCUUGUAAGAAUCAGAAUUUUAUGGAAGAUAUAUGUACCGAUACUUAUGCAAUUGCUUCAAUGUUUUCAGCUCACGUGAGCUUUUAGCUCUUCUAAUCAAAAGAACAAGGUAUGAUUGUGUACAUAAAAAGGCCCAAAAUAUUUCUCUGUUGAAUAAAGCUUGAUUUGUGUUUUAAGUAAGUUAGAUAUAUGCCAGGUAUACUAUCACAACUUAAAUGAAAGUUGUUGCUUAUUUGAUAGCGUUAUCAAGUCAUGGAUAAAACUGUUUCCCACCUUUUUUCAUGGAUAAGACUGUUUCCCACCUUUUUUCAUGGAUAAGACUGUUUCCCACCUUUUUUCAAAAAGAGCUUGAUAACUGUUUAAAUUUCAACCCCUUGAAUUUGUGAAUUUUUUCAUUGAUUUUGGCAAUUUUAUACCAACUUCACACUCCUGUCGUAUAACACAAAGCAAUUUUAGAUCAAAUUAAAUUUAGUUUGGGUUUGCUUAUACAUUCCUUAUUUGAAUGCCAGAUUUUGGGACUCCCACUAAAAUCAUCCAUGACUGUAGAAACUGUACCUGCUUCUGUCUUUUCACAUUUUCCAUCUUCUCCAGAAUCACUGGGCUAAUUUCAGUCAAACUUAGUACAAAUCAUCGUUGGGUGAAGGGGAUUCAAUUUUUUUCAAAUGAAUGUCCAUAUCCUCUUCAAAGGGGAGAUAAUCAAGAAAAGGCAAAAAUAGGAUGGGUUCAUUUAAUAAUCAUCUCAAGAACCACUAGGCCAGAAUUUUUUUUAAUUUACAUGAAAGCUUCCUGACAUAGUGCAGAUUCAAAUCAUGGCUCUCGGGGGUAGGGUAGGACCACAAUAUUGGAUCCAAGUUUUACUAAUAUGUUGGAAAAAUCUGGAAAAAUCAAUUUGCCAGAAAAGUUGAAAUUUGUAUGAAAGCUUCCUGAUUUAAGUUUGUUCAAAUCAUUGCUUUUGUGUUAAGGGUAGGACCACAAUAGGGGAUCAAAGUUUUACAUUCAGAUAUAUAGGAAAAAUAUUUUAUGAUUGUCUUCUGAAGAAAAGGAUCAUGAUUAGUCAUGUUAAUAUGCAAGCAUUCCCAGGUAGUGCAGAUUCAAGUUUCUUCAAAUUGUGGUCCCAUGUAGUAGUGUGGAGCCACAACAAAUCAAAUUUUACAUGGAAAUAUAUUUUUAAAAAAUCUUCAUCUCAACAACAGCAGGGCCAUGAUUAAUCAUAUUGCUAUGCAAGUAUCUUCAGGUAGUUCAAUUUCAAUUCAGGAGCCCUGGUGGUAGCCCGGUAGUAGGGUGGAGCCAUGGUGGUAGGGUGGAGCCACAAUAGGAGAUCAACAUUUUUGAUGGGAAUAUACAGGAAAUUAUUUUAAAAACUUCUUUUCAAGAGUAGCAGGGCCACACUAAAUCAUAUCUAAAUGCAAAUGUUCUCAAGUUGUGUGGAUUCAAGUCUGUCUUCUAUACCCUGACUAUUGUCAUGGGCAUAUUGUUUUGUCCUGUCUGUCUGAAACAUUAACCUUGCUCAUAACUUUUGAAUGGCAAGUGAUGGAGCUCUCAUAUUUCAAAUGCAUAUUCCUUGUGAAAAGAUCUUAUUAUUUUUUUUUUUUUGGUACUAAACUUUUUAACCUUGAAGAUUGACCUUUUAAGAAAACCUAACCUAUUCAAUAUCUCCUGAACUACCAAGGUGGGCUUUCACAAUUUUCAUAUAGAUUCCUUAUGAUGAAACACCGUAUAUUUCAUACAUGAUCUUUGACUUUGUGAACUUGACCUUGGAGUUUGGCUCAAAUGUCAAAACUUUAAUCUUACCCAUAACUUUUUGAAUAGUGUGCGAUAAGGCUCUCAUAUUUUAUAUAUGCUUUUCUUGUGACAAAACCUUUUGGUACCUUGUAACCUUGAUCCAAGAAUUUGACUUCUACAAAAAUCUAACCUGGUCAAUAUCUUGCAAAAUAUUUGAGCUGGAGCUUUUCAUAUUUUAUGUAUAGAUUUCUUAUGCCAAAUCCUUUCAUUUCAUACCAUGAUUAAUGACCAUGACAUUCUCCAGAACAGCAAGGUCAUGUUAAUCAUAUUGGUGUUGAGGCAUCCCCAUGCUAUGUAAGUUCAAGUUUAGUUAUGUCAUGAACCUUUGGGGCUAGGUUGGGGCCAUAAGAGGCAAAAAUUUUCAUUGGAAUAAAGGUUGAAAAAAAAUCCUUUAAAAUCACAAUAGCAGGGCAAAGGUGACUCAGGUGAGUGAUGUGGCCCAUGGACCUUUUGUUAUACUCGUCAUGUAUGAUUAUUUAUAAUGAAUUAAGAAAAUCAAAAUUGUUUUAUUUAAUAGAGAUUUCAACAAAAUUCAGUUAUUUAAUUAUCCUUUGAUGUCGCUGACAUUCAAAUAAAAAAUCAGUAUUCGACAAUCUGAGGAAAUUGUAUUUGACUGUAAAUUUUCCCCCAUUGAAAAACAUGCAUGUAACACAAUCAAUAUUUAGAUCUGCCACUGUUAAGAUCUACUUUAUCGGAGUUCUGCCUGCAGUUAAGGUCAGACACAAACAACUCUAGUGUUAUGCAAUAUUAUUGAUAUUUUUUCUGGUAUCAACAUUGUAUUUUGAAGUAGUACUCUUUUACAUGUGUGUUUUUGGUUGUUGUUUUUUUUUUUUAGAUUAAUCAACUUAGUUAGAGAAAUAUACAUUUGAAAAUUUUAAUGAUUUUUUUUCUUCAUAUUAAUCAUGUACAAAAUGUACCAGUAUUCAGCCUUUGUGAAGGUUUUUCUGUUGUGCUUAUUUUUGAUAAUUUUUAUAUGUUGCAUGGGAUAUUUCCAUCAAAGUCAUGUGAUAACCAUUAAAAAAUUAUUGAUGAGUGUAUAAUUGAUGUAUUGUUUCUGUGUGAUUAAAACUUGAAUCAUUUAAAGAGAAUUAGUGCAUUGCUUUUCUUAUAGACUACGAAAUAUAACAAAACUCGAGAACAAAUCUCUUAAAUUUAAAAGUAAGCCAAAAAUGGAAGGGUAUAUAUAAAUGCAUUUGCCAAAUACAAUACCCUCCAACACGAACUAAUAGAAGUAUUCGAUUGUAGUGUGUGUGACCUUGAGCACCCCAAUAUCACUUAAAAUGUGACUAAUUUUAUAGAGAUCUAAUAUAUGUGAAGAUUUUACACUAAAAAUGUGAUAAAUUUUAUAGAGGUCUAAUUUAUGUGAAGAUUUGGUUUUACCGAAUGAUAUAGUUAUUGUCUUGACUGUAAAUGGAAACACACAUAGCCCAAACGUUGAAAAUCAAAGUUAUGACGUGUAAGUGGAAUUUGACAUCUUUUGAUAUAUGUGUUGAUUACAUACAUCCACUAGAUAACUCAAAACAAUGGAGGGCAAGACAAGUAGACUGCAUCACUCGCAGCCUGGCAGGGCUUUCAUGGGUAUUUUCUUCAAAAUAUUGUAGAUGUUUUAAAAUUUGUGUUUAAGAAUUAAACAAACUGUAAAUUAAGUUCCACAAUGUUAGAAUAAAUAACCCAACCCUUUCCAAAACAAGACAGUUGGGGGGGGGGGGGGGGGGUAUACAUGAAUUACCAUGUCCAUCUGUUAUUCUGUUCUAAAGGCUAUCAAAAAAGCUCAAUUGAACUUGCAGCUCAGGUGAGCUAAAAACGUCAACAAAACUCAAACUUGAUCUGUAAUCCAUGGAUUCCAAUUAAAUUAAUUAAUAGAUUAUCAUCCCUGCCCGACCUUCAAAAAAGGGCCCCACCCAGAUUUUUUUUAUUUUCGCAAAAAUUACACGAUUUCAAACAAACUUGCCUCCCAGUGACUUGAGUGAAUGAUUAAAGUCACAGAAUGUUGGUUUUAUAUCUUCUACCAAGGAUUGUUUAAAUGUUAACUUGAUCAACACUUUGUGUGAUGCCUUUUGUCAAUAAUUUUUUUUCCCUGGGAAAUAAAAAUUAAAAAAAAUCCUCCCAUCCGCCCCAUAUUUUUUUGUGACCCGGGAUGAUAAUCUACUAAUUAAGUUAAAUUGGCCUUAGCUGCAGGGAUAGCAAAACAAAGAGACCCAAAGGUCUUAUCGGGUCACGUUAGAUUAGUUGUAUGUAUCGCUAGUCCCAAGGGCUACAAAAUCUAGAAAAAAAUUUCCUGUUCUGAAUAUCAGUAUUCAACAAAAGUGUACAAGUAUAAGUUUUAUUUAAAAGAACACAUCCUUUUUUAAAUGCCCUUGAAAGCAUCUAUAAUGAUGAAAGGCUUUACAUAAUAUAAUAUAUGUAACAUUAACACAAUAUGACUAAUUUGGACCCUUCCUAGAGUCAAUACCCCGGGGUUGCAAAAUUCACAAGUUUGGUACAUCCUUUUCUGUUUUUCCUAAAUAUGCAUUUAGAUUUUAUACCAUAUCAGCAAACUUCAAGAAGUACUUCAAAUGAUAAGGAAACUAUAAUGACUAAUAAUUUUGGCUCCACUCUGGAACCAAACCCUUACCCCCAAGGAUCAUGAAAUUUACAAUUUUGGUAAAGGACUAUUUAUUAGCUGAGUUCAGAGUAGCAAAUCUUGUCUUUUAAAUUGGCGAAGGAUGGGUGUCCAGUUGGGCGGGCGGGUAGCGUCCACAAUUAGCUUGUCCAGUCUCUAACUUUCAUACUUUUUGGUGCAUCAUUGUGAGACUUGCAUAACAUGAUCACAUCCAAAAGAGGAAGGUUCCAAUUUAUUUUGAGGUCAAAGUCUUUUUCACUAUAUACUAUAGAUUUGAGCUUGCCUCUAACUUUUAUACAUGUGCUUGCUGGUGCAUGUUUAUCAGACUUCAAAUCCUGAUGACAUUCAAGAUUCAUGUUGCUUUUGAAAUCCAAAGGUCAAGGUCAUUAUCACACUAAAUACCUAUUGUGGCCAUUCAAAGCUUCAUAAUUAUAAACUAUAUUAAAUACAUGCAUAUUUUUACUUUGUGAAUGCAAGCGUGUAUAAUUUUCCAAACUGCAACUCGGCCAUACGCAUCUUUGAUGCGAUUUUUCGUACUAAUAUCUAUCGGUAGCAUUAAAAAAAGGUAUCAUCUAAAUGUUUAACAUAUAUACACUAUAUAUAUACCAAGUUUGGCCCCUCCCUGGAGUUGGAAUCUCUACCCAGAGGGUCAUGAAAUUUACAAUCUUGGUAGAGGCCUUCCUGCUCUACAUCACAAUGCAUUUAGUUUUUCUUUAACAUGCAGUUGUAGAAAUGAAGAUUUUUGAAAAUUGGUCAAUAUUUGACAGUUUUGCCCCACCCUGAAGGCCCCCAGGGGUGCAGGAGUCCUGAAAUUUACAAUUCAUGUUCCUUUUUCACCACAAAUUUACAUAAUAAUGUGAGUAAAACUCCAGAUUUGGCACCAAAAAUGGCCGACUAUUUUGAUUAAUAUUUUACUUCCCCCUUCAGAAAUUCUGGAUCCACCAUUGUAACUACAUGUAGUAUCAUCCACAUUUCCCUCAACUGCACAGAAGUGUGCAUAUUAAAAUAAUCAACUGCACAGAUGUGUGCAUGUUAAAAUAAUCACACCUUGUAACUAGUAUCAUCCACAUGUCCCUCAACUGCACAGAUGUGUGCAUGUUAAAAUAAUCACACCUUGGUAUGUAUAUUUCUUUUUAAUUUCAUGACAGUACAAUAUUUUAAUAACAUGCUCUUUUGAAGACAACUGCAAUAUUUUAUUGGUAAAUAGCAGAGGUUUCAAGAAAGAUUACAACUCUCUCUUACACUGAAUAACUUGUUGUCUAUCACUGCAAAUAAAAAUGUUCCAAGUUCUUCAGUGAGUUUGACAUCUAUGAUUUCCCCAUCAAUAUCAACAAACUUGGCAAUUUUCUUCAGCUUUCAGUUAUGUUGUAAAGAUAACAUAUUGAUUGUGAAAUUUGAAGUACAUAGCCACACAGAAUUACAAUGUUACUUACAUCCAUGGUUUGAAAUAUAAGUUCAAGUAAAAAGAAUUUUGUUGGAAAGGGGUCUAAAGGAAUUUUUCCUGCAGUGUUGUAAAAAAUCCUGACUUCUGAAGUCACUGCCUCAUAAAAUUGAAAUUUCUUCUGCUUAAAAUGUAAAAAGUUUUGCAGAUAUUCACACAUCAAUAUUUCUUCUCUUUCUAAGAAAUACAUAAAAUUGUAUGCCUGCUUAGCACAUUUCUGGACAAGUAACUGAGUAUAAUCGCAUAAAUACACAAUACAAAAAAACCUUGAUGGAUCAUGUCAUCAAUAUAAAUAUUUUCAUGCAUGCAUUAUGAAAACACCAUUCUGGCAUAUUACAAACCAUGAACCAAGAUGAAAAAUAGUUCUACAGACAUCAUAUACACAUAAAAUAUCAAUAGACAGUGAUGAUGGUGCUUUAUGCAAAUAAUGAGAAUGAAAAGGUGGUUUGCUUGAAUAUAGAAAUAAAGCUAAGAAAAUUACAAAGGAAAGUUAAUAUGCAAUGUAUACAGAUAACGUGAGCCAAGCCAUUACAGCUCAAUCUUUUACUUUCUUGUCCCCCAUUUUCC